Molecule: messenger RNA, 4498 nt
Organism: Anoplopoma fimbria (sablefish)
Lineage: Eukaryota; Metazoa; Chordata; Actinopteri; Perciformes; Anoplopomatidae
Gene: atxn7l3a
Product: ataxin 7 like 3a
Exons: 14
Coding region: 298-1395 (365 amino acids)
Biological process (GO): regulation of transcription by RNA polymerase II; positive regulation of DNA-templated transcription
Cellular component (GO): DUBm complex; SAGA complex
Molecular function (GO): transcription coactivator activity
Source: RefSeq, a predicted model, not a curated record
CCUCGGUGUCAAGCGGGCUUGCAGCGUUACUUCAACCGACACCUGCGACAACAAGCAGCAUAAACAGGGGAUUUGUCUCUCACUGGCAGUACAAUGGUGGCUGCAGCUGAAUACCAGGCUUCUUGUUGAGGUGUUUGUUUCAUGUAUGGACUCACGGUGAUGUUGCUUCCCUCAGAGGAGCUGCCUGAGUUCUCGGCAUGACAGGAAUGAAGACAUAUUUGCAACAAGUAUCGACAUCUCUUUCAAAAGUCAGCAUCUCAUUACCUUGCUAUCAAGAUUUCCCAUACAGAUUUUCAAAUGAAAAUGGAGGAUAUGCCCCUGUCAGGCCCAGACAACACCAGGCUGGAGGCCUUGGUCCAUGACAUCUACUCUGAGCUGGUGGAAGAUGCCUGUUUGGGCCUGUGUUUUGAGGUUCACCGUGCUGUGAAACAGGGCUGUUUCUUCUUGGAUGAAACGGACCAAGAGAGCAUGAAAGAGUUCGAAAUAGUGGAUCAGCCAGGUGUGGACAUAUUUGGCCAAGUGUACAAUCAGUGGAAAAACAAAGAGUGUGAGUGCCCGAACUGCAAAAGGUUGAUAGCAGCUUCUCGCUUCGCCCCGCACUUGGAGAAAUGUCUCGGCAUGGGCCGCAACAGCAGUCGCAUCGCCAACCGCAGGCUAGCCAGCAAUAAUAACAUGAGCAAAUCAGAGAGUGAUCAGGAGGACAACGAUGACCUCAAUGAUAACGACUGGUCGUAUGGGGCAGAAAAGAAGGCCAAGAAGAGAAAGUCAGAUAAGAAUCAAAAUUCCCCAAGAAGAUCCAAAUCUCUAAAACAUAAAAAUGGUGAGCUCGGGAGCACCGUCAGUUCAGAGCCUUACAAGAACAACUAUUAUACUGGCAUCAGUUAUGAAACCUUAGGCCCGGAUGAAGUCAGAUCCCUCUUGACAACGCAAUGUGGGGUGAUCUCUGAGCACACCAAGAAGAUGUGUACCAGGUCUCAGCGAUGUCCCCAGCACACGGACGAGCAGAGGAGGGCCGUCAGGGUGUUCCUCCUGGGGCCGUCCGCGCCGUCGCUGCCCGAUGCAGAUGCUGUGGUGGAGAGCGACAGCUUUGACAUUCCAGACGGACAGACCCUGAUGAGCCGCCUGCAGUGGGAAGACUCCCCCGAUAUUUCACCCGCUGACUCAGCCUCAUCUAAAGCCAGCACCAACCAUUCCGACUCCAGGAGGCCCAAGAAAAAGAAGACAACGUCUCUUGUUUUGAGCAGUGGAGUAGGAGGAGGAGGAGGAGGAGGAGUAGGAGGAAGUCUGUCUGGAGGCAGCAGCAGCUCUCAGAGUAAUAUCAGCUUAUCGACCAAAAAAAAGAGGCCCAAACUCUCAGCACCUUCUAUUACCAGUAUCUACGAUGACCUAAACUAGCAUGAGCCCUGUCUGUCCGAGCAGCUCUCACCUCCUCUGUUAAGCUCCUCCAUACAUACCUAAAUUUACCGGCCUGGACAGGAUGGGAUGAAACUUGAUUUAGUAGUUUUAAUUCAUAUAAAUGUGGCUUGUUGGGAAAACUCCACCUCAAAACAGACUUAACCUAGCCCUACCUAGUUUCUAAAUUAAUGGAAGGCCUCCAGCUGUGAAUCAGAAAACCUGUCUAUCUGCUAGAGUCACCUUAUAUGCCUUCAUAUUGUCUAGGCAGGUUUUUCAAUUUAAGCUGUUCCAUUAUAUGGCCAAAGGUAUGUGGACACCUGAACUUUACAACCAUAUGUUAUCAUUGAACAGUUAAGAGUUUAAGUUUAUCUCAAAGGGGGUUGAGGUCAGGGCUCUGUGCAGGGAAGUCAAGAUUUUCCAAAACCAAACUUUGAGCACAGAGGAAUAGUCAUGUUGAAACCAGGGAGGACCUUCCACAAUCUGUUGUCACAAAGUUGAAGGCACGCUAUCAGAUAAAACAUCAGUGUGUGCUGUAGCAUUACAUAUUCAUUCAUUCGAACCAAACAGCCACAGGGGUGUCCAUGUACUUUUGGCUUUUCAAACCUACAAAUUGACAUCAAGUGCACAAUAUGACAGGAAUAUCACUCAUUUUAUUUUGUUGUGGAAAAAGCCCCAUUUUGAUGUGACAUAGCAGGAAAACCACAGGUCUAAUUAAUAAUAUGAUUGAGGGCUGCGUUCCAUUUAUCUUUCCUGGUUCCAGGGCCUUGCCACUGUGCACACUGGCUCACUGACAGGGUUUACUGAUACACUUAAAUGGAACUCAGUCAUUAUUAACAUAAUUAAUUGCACCUGUGCUUUUCCUGCAAAGGAAAGUCAAAAUGUCUGAGGUGAAACAGGCCCAUUAGGAGUUGUUAGUUGUCCACUUCAAUAGAUUUUUGUACAAAAUGUCCCUAAACAUCUAAAUUCCUGAUGACCUCUUCUUCUUUAACUACUUCUUUAAAGUUUAAGACCUUUUUAUUUGCUAAAUUUUGUCAGAAAAUGUUUUUUGUUGGCCCCAAAGUUUUUACUCAAAGCAGGAAAAGUCUUAAAGUUGACUUUUCUGAAACCUUCUGGUGUCAUUGUUUGCGGUCUUGUUACCUUUCCCUCUUUUGAGACUGUUCAUUUGACUCAGUUUCGAGGAGACGUGUGGACUUCAAAUGCUUUUAAUUCUACACUUAAGAGACUGAUACAGGAGUAAACAUCAGUGGCUUUGUAAUUCUAGCAUUGUAUUGCACAGUUGUGUGUGUGCGUGCGUGUGUGUGCGUGUGUGUGUGUGCGUCUGUGUGUUGACUUGCAUUCAGUGUGAAUGUCACUUUUUCGCGUAGUUUGUGUAGUUAUAGCGUGUGUGCGUGUGUAAUCAUACGUUUUUUUCAUAAAACUAUGCAUCCUAGAAUGUGACAUUCUUGUAAAAGUAUGUGAGCCAUUUAAAUAUUUAACUUUUUUUGUUUUUCUUCAAUCUAUUUAAGUUUUUACUUGUCACUGCCUAUAAAGUGUGUGUGUGUGUGCGUGUGUGUGUAUAUUAAUUGUGUUUAAAUGCAGAUUUUGAUAUUUGAUGAGCCAGUGGGCUUGGGGCACAUGUACAGUACAUGUAUGUAUGACGCGUGAGAUGGAAACGUAAUCAUGAAUCUAACAUAACUUUCUUUCCUCUGUACAAAACUUGUCUUGUGUAUUUUAACUUAGUUUCUGCUUAUAGAUCACAUGACGUAGAAUGCUUGUCAUUCAUGAUCAUGAGUGAUAAGUCUGUGAGACUGUAUGUUGUCUUAUGUGAAGGUUGUGAGAUACAUUACUCGCUAUAGAGGUCAGAUGCACUAUUUCAUUAACCUUUAACCUGCAACUUCUCACAUUUGAUGUCUUAGUGAAGGUUCAUUGUUUGUUUUUCUUCUUUUCAAACCCAAAGACUUUACAGUUUCAGAUAUUAUUGUAGAGUUGAGUACAAGGAUGACGUAUUUUUUGCUUUUAAUACAUAAAGGCACCAUCGCUGUAAAACUUUGGGACUGUAUGCAAAUUAUUAGGGGGUAAAAGAGUCAAGAAAAAGGGGGCGGGCUAAACUGCCAGCGAACCGGAAUAUCCACCACCACCUUUUUCCAGAUGUCAGAAUUUCGAUAACUUUCCCAAAGUCCAAAAAUGACCAUCCUUUCACGCUGUGAUUGGUCAGCUGAGAGAGGACUCGGAGUCCUGUCUUUCCUCCCUCAAGCUCUCUUUUUUGAUAUUUUUUUUAUAAUUCUUUCAACUAUUUCUGUCACUUUUUAUGUGAACAAUCAAGUGCAGCACUAUGAGUUCCUAUUUUAAAGAUUUAUUUUUAAGUCAUAUUAUAUAUGUGCCAUCGGUCAUACGUUUCUGUAUCAAGGCACUAUUUUCCUUAUCGACUUUAAUUGGUUAACACAACUAAUAAGCCAGUUUUCCACCCAUGUGAUGGCUGUGAGAACUGCUUAAUAUUUGUUGUUUUUGUCUUUUAAUAUUUUUAUUUCUAGCUUUUGGAUGACAGGUGUCCCUUAUUAUUUUAAGUCCAGGGAAGGGUUCGAAGAAAUAUUAGAAAUGGCCAAGAAAAUACAAAAUACAACCUCCCUCCCCCCCGAACCCAAAUCAUUUUCGUACAGUCCCUAAAGUCAAGUGCAUUGAGUUGUUUGUCUCAAAUGUCAUGAACGUGACAAUCCUGUCAAAUCCUGAUUUCAUUUCCAAAUACAGUUAACUUUCUCAUCUGUUUCUGUAAAGAAGUGACUUUGACCGUGCCCUUUUGAAUCUUUUUUUUUUUUCCCAGUAAAGUCUUGUGAUGUGCACUAAAGAUAAAUGAACUGUCAAUGAGAUACUUUGGUAGGUGUGAUUUAGAUUCUUGAACCACUUUUAGUGGAUAAAGCUAACAGCUGACGUUCUCUUGUGGCUCUUUUGUGUGUUUGCGUGCAGUAACAGUGCAAUAACAAAGAAGGCGAUGUUGUGAGUUUCCAAUAUUUGUUCAUGCACAAGCACAAACCUGUGCAUGUGUGAAUGACUGUUGAAAAUGAUCAUAAUGUGACUAUUUUUUCUUCACUGCCAUGCAUACUGGUGUUUGUAUAUAAAUAAACACAAA